UCCCAUCCAUGAUUAUCACAUAUAAUAAUUUUAGUCUUUUCUACAUACAUAGCACUCGAAACACUAUGAUGCUCCAAUGGGAAACCGCUAACAUAUUCUACCACUUUCAACAGUGAUCAUUCGCUGUUAUUUCUAUACUCGUUCAAAAACAGGACCCAAUCCUAGCGUCAGCGCCUUUCCACAACUUGAACUGAUGGGGAUGCAACUAAUUAAUUACGACAAAGCAACACAUAAACACUUAAUUAAAAAUCAACAAGUUGGUAAUAUACGAACAAAACCAAGCAAUGAAGACUAUUGUUUCCUAGUAUAUUCCCACUUCAAUUUUCCGUGUGAAAUGCCUCCAUUUUUAGUCCCUCCAAUAAUUAUGCCCUCCAUGGAACCCACUUCCAUGACUUAAUCUUUCUUAAUGCAAAGACUUAUCUCCUAAACUAAAUUUCUGAUAACCGCGUUAUGCGCGGCGAACGACGGCUAUAAAGCCCAACCUCUACUUGGCUUACUCCUCCAAGUUUUCCUAAGCAGAGCUUUGAAGUUCUGUAUUCUCAUGGCGACUGCUCCUCCUCCUUCUUCUCCUCUUUUCUCCUGUUGUGUUUUUCUCAAUGUCUUCCUCUCUUUGCUUCUGAUAGAGAGGAGUUCAGUUGUAGCAGCUCGAGGGCUCGCCGGGGAACACCAUGUCAUCGACGUCAAGUCACUAUUAUCAACCAGCAGCAACUGUUCCUUGCCUGACAAAGGUGCGAGCCCUUCCAAGCUCAAAGUGGUCCACCGGCACGGCCCCUGCUCAUCCCUGCCGCGCCAGAACAAGCCAUCCCAUCUGCAACUCCUCCGUCAGGACCAAUCCCGUGUCGACUCCAUCCAUUGCCGCUCCGCCGCCGCCGCCGCCCCGGUUGGCGGCUCGCUCUCCGCAAAACUUCCGGCCAACACCGGGACUUCUCUCGGCAGCGGCAACUAUAUCGUCACCAUAGGCCUCGGCACCCCUAAGAAAUCAUUCUCCGUCGUCUUCGAUACCGGCAGCGAUCUCACCUGGACCCAAUGCUUGCCCUGCGAUAGCUGCUAUACCCAAAACGACCCCCUUUAUGAUCCAACACAGUCCUCCACCUUCACCAACAUCUCCUGCAACUCCAACUACUGCACCCAACUCGAUCAAUCCAGCUGUUCCUCAACCUCCACCUGCCUCUACCAGGUACAAUACGGCGACAAUUCUCAGACUCAGGGUUCCCUCAUUCAAGACACAUUGACUUUCUCCUCCGAUUCCAUACCCAAUUUCCGCUUCGGUUGCGGCCAUGAUAACAGCGGGCUGUUCGGAAAGGUUGAUGGGUUAUUGGGCCUUGGCCGAGAACCAGCUUCCAUUGUCUCGCAAACGGAUCAACUGUACGGCAAGGUAUUCUCAUAUUGCCUCCCGUCGACGUCCAGCGCCGCCGGAUACCUGGAACUCGGCAGCACCGCCGCCGGAGUUCAGUACACGCCGAUGCUGACGAACCAGAACCUGCCAUCCUUCUACUUUCUCAAUCUCGUAGCCAUUUCAGUCGGCGGUCAAAAACUCGCCCUUUCGCCCACAGUUUUCAGCAACCCCGGAACCCUGCUGGACUCCGGCACAGUCAUCAGCCGUCUCCCGCCGACUGCCUACGCCGCCCUCCGUAGCAGUUUCCGGCGAUAUAUGACCAAUUACCCCACAGCGCCGGCGCUGUCUAUACUCGACACGUGCUAUGACUUCACCAACUACCAGACGGUGAAGGUUCCGUCGAUCGCCUUGUUGUUCGGCGGCGGGGUGACCGCUAAUUUGGAUUUCAAGGGGAUACUUUACGUGGCCAGCAUAUCUCAAGCAUGCUUAGCCUUCGCCGGAAAUAAUGAUGCCGGUGACGUUGUGAUUAUUGGCAAUGUGCAGCAAAGGAGGUUCAAUGUGGUGUAUGAUGUGGGGAAUUUAAAGAUUGGAUUUGGGGCUAAUGGUUGUAGUUAGUCAUUAAUUAAUUAAUGUAGUCGAUUAAUUAGACUGGAUUAUUGGAGGGGAAAUUAAGAAAGGAUUAGGUUUCGGCAAGCUUUCUGCAGAGUUGGGGAAUGUGGCAAAAGUAAAUGUUAUGUAAAAUAAGAGUUUCAAUCAUUGCCAAACUUUAAGUAAUAUUAAAAUAUGAAAUGGAAGAUUA
Phalaenopsis equestris is the source of this 2135-nucleotide messenger RNA. Its product is annotated as aspartyl protease family protein At5g10770-like. Gene Ontology annotation, biological process: proteolysis. Gene Ontology annotation, molecular function: aspartic-type endopeptidase activity. Bases 542 to 1951 code for a protein of 469 amino acids. The record is from RefSeq and is a predicted model, not a curated record. The transcript is spliced from 2 exons. NCBI's taxonomy places the organism in Eukaryota, Viridiplantae, Streptophyta, Magnoliopsida, Asparagales, Orchidaceae.